Molecule: messenger RNA, 1206 nt
Organism: Leguminivora glycinivorella
Lineage: Eukaryota; Metazoa; Arthropoda; Insecta; Lepidoptera; Tortricidae
Exons: 3
Coding region: 1-1206 (401 amino acids)
Source: RefSeq, a predicted model, not a curated record
AUGAGAGAGGCAUUUGACCUUGUGUCGUAUGAUGUGCUUUGGAAUAAGUUAAGGGAGCAAAAAGUACCGGCGGAGCUACUCAGGAUCUUUCAAUAUUGGUACCUUAAUCAGAGCAAUAGUGUCAGAUGGGCCGGUAGGUUUUCUCAGACGUACAGGUUGGAGUGUGGGGUGAGGCAGGGGGGGAUAACCUCUCCCAAGCUCUUCAGCCUGUAUGUGAACGACCUGAUCGAGGGAUUGAGCAGAACUCCGGUAGGGUGCAGAGUUGAUGAUGUUAGUGUCAACAACAUCAGCUACGCAGACGAUAUGGUGCUGCUCACUCCAUCGGUCAGAGCUAUGAGAAAACUACUAGGCAUAUGUGAAGAAUAUGUGGGUAAGCAUGGUUUACUGUAUAAUGCUAAAAAAAGCGAAUAUAUGGUGUUUAAGGCCGUCGGGGGCAAGCUACCGGAAAGUGUACCAGUCAUCAAACUUAAUAAUAAUGAACUUAAGCGUGUACACGCAUUUAAGUAUCUGGGACACUACGUCACCGACGACCUUAAAGACCAAUUAGACAUAGAGAGGGAGCGUAGGGCGCUGGCGGUACGAUGCAAUAUGCUGGUAAGGAGGUUUGCACGUUGUAGUCAACAGGUAAAAAUAACUUUAUUUAAAGCCUAUUGUCAAGUCUUCUACACGUGCAGCCUCUGGACUAGUUAUUCGCAGAAGACCAUCAGUGCCCUGCGCGUGCUUUACAAUAAUGGUUUCAGGAUGUUGUUGGGGCUGUCUCGUUUCUGCAGCGCAUCAGGUAUGUUCGCACAAGCUCGCACGGAUGACUACUAUGCCAUAAUACGCAAAAGAACUGCCUCGUUGCUUUGUAGAGUGCGGGCCAGUACCAACCCCAUCCUGGCCACUAUAGCCUGCCGAUAUGACUCACCUAUAGCGCGGCAUUUUGAGGGUGUCAUGACCGCCACUAGAGGAUAUGAGCGAGGGCGAGGGUUCAGUGAUACUGAACGCGACAGCACGGCGGCGCGAGGAGCUGCCAGAUCGAGGGCGACGCGUCACGCGGCAACGGCAUGCGCGACGCAGCAGGACCCGGUCACGCCCGCGCGGCAAGCGGCCUUCAAGGCCACGUUCGCGGUCUCCAAGAGAGCGAUCACGGACACCCAGAAAGCGUUCACGGACGCCUUUGAAGCGCUCUCGGGCGCUAAGAGAUCGCUCACCGCCGUCUCGUGA